AAACUGGUCCAGUUGACUUGUGCUUUCGCCUUCGAGUACGAAAUACCUGAGGAAAAUCCUAGCCCACGGGGAGAGCUGGUCUUCCAUCACCACAGAGCCCCUCUCGUCAACCACGUACAUGCACUUUCAUUUGAUUUCCGCUUCAAUUUCCAAGAUCAAACUUCAAUCUGGUUGAUGUAUCAAGUAUCGAUAUCGGUGCGCAGUGGUUGCCAAGGCCGUAAAGUGAUACGUCAUUGAGAUAAAUAAAGUAUAUCGUAUUCACGUGGGGAGGCAACAGGAGAAGCUUAAUCGCCACUUGAUCACAUACGAGAUUGAGGCCCAGAUAACCCAGGAUCAAAUUAAACGUCUUUGGACAAUUAAGCGAAGCAUGAAGACAAUUGUGAUGAUCGUGUCGAUAGCGAUACAAGCCUUCUGUUACGAUCCAAUGGACAAAUCCCUGAAGGACAUACUUUUACCAGCGGGUAAAUUCGAAGCAUUUUACCACAAAUCACCGCAAUCCGAUGAAGAAAAUGCCGCAAGACCGCCUCAUCUUCACGGCUCCUUUCAUGCUCAUCGGAAUCCAGCUCUCGUGGGAGCACCAAACAGCGCUGCCUAUGGCUUCCGUUUCGAUGGUAAACGACGUUUCAAUUACGAAUGAAAUGAAAGUCUCUGUACAAACUGUUCUUUAAUUGUCUACAAUUAACUGUCACUAAUAAAUGCACUGCUGUAUGAUUCUCCCGCAUAUAGAA
Messenger RNA from Diachasmimorpha longicaudata, 728 nucleotides. RefSeq lists its product as uncharacterized. Lineage: Eukaryota; Metazoa; Arthropoda; Insecta; Hymenoptera; Braconidae. The transcript is spliced from 3 exons. The record is from RefSeq and is a predicted model, not a curated record. The coding region runs from base 368 to 637 and encodes 89 amino acids.